This is a messenger RNA of Sitophilus oryzae (rice weevil), 817 nucleotides long. Its product is annotated as C-type lectin 37Db-like. Gene Ontology annotation, molecular function: carbohydrate binding. The transcript has 3 exons. Gene Ontology annotation, biological process: biological process involved in interspecies interaction between organisms. The coding region runs from base 76 to 600 and encodes 174 amino acids. The record is from RefSeq and is a predicted model, not a curated record. Gene Ontology annotation, cellular component: external side of plasma membrane. Lineage: Eukaryota; Metazoa; Arthropoda; Insecta; Coleoptera; Curculionidae.
CCUGGAGAAUGAAAAACGAUAUAAAAAGAUAAAAUAAAAAACUAAGAUGGUUUUACUAACCACGAUUUAGCCAACAUGAAGACAACAAUAAUUUUAACUGUAUUACUAGUGUUCCUAUGUAAAAAUGACGUUUAUGGUGUCCCGAGAAAAUUCGCUCAAUCUGAAAUGAGUUAUUCUGCAGAUGGAAGGUCCAACAAAACCUACUACUUAUCUCCUGACAAAGGGAACUUCUUCUUAGCGUUCUUGAACUGUUUAUCAGCUGGAAUGGAGCUCGCUACCAUAGAAAGCAAAGAAGAAUCAGCCACAGUGAAGACAUUACUAUUAUCAACUAAUAUAACAGAUGGUUGGAAAAAUGGUUACUGGUUAUCUGGAACUGCUCUGGCACACAACGAAACGUCGGAAUACCAUUGGUUCUCCACCGGCCACAAAAUUAUUUAUUUUGAUUGGGCUCCACAUCAACCCGACAACACAAAUGGGAUCGAACGCUGUAUUGAAAUUGGUUUGCGAAAUGAAACCAUUGGAUGGAACGACCAGAAUUGUAUGCUCAGUCUUGGAUAUAUAUGUCAAACCAGAGGUCCAUGUACCUAUUCCGGCCAAUAAUUACCGACUUUCUCCCAAAUUAAAUGAUUAUAACGUCACAAAUUGCUAUUUUUUAUUAAACAUACCUCAGUUAACUUUUUUAUUUGAUAUCCACAACAGAGUUGCCACCUUUUGUAUUUAAAAAAUCGGGACAACGUUAACUUAUUCAACAAGUUAUAACAAAAUUGUUGAAUAAGUGCCUUAGUUGGACACCCGGUACAAUCAGCGAGAGCAAAUA